This is a messenger RNA of Phytophthora nicotianae INRA-310, 435 nucleotides long. RefSeq lists its product as hypothetical. NCBI's taxonomy places the organism in Eukaryota, Oomycota, Peronosporomycetes, Peronosporales, Peronosporaceae. The coding region runs from base 1 to 435 and encodes 144 amino acids. The record is from RefSeq and is a predicted model, not a curated record. The transcript is spliced from 2 exons.
AUGCGCGUGGACCAAAGCUUGACCAUCCCAAUCAACAACGUCCGUGCUCAACAAGGACAAAAAAUGAAGCGUAACACAAACCCGGAGGACGAGUGCCGUUACUAUUUCGAAAUAGGGCAAUUUAAGGCUGACUGUGCGACGAGAGCCAUUGACCAGGACAAACAGAGAGAGGGCAGUCCAUUAUAUAGGACUGACAUUAAGACUGCUCCGGGUGCUACAAGGGAUCGGAAGCGAAAAGGUGCCACGCAGCUAGAGGAGAGCAUGGACAAAGAGGAUGAUGUUGAAAGUGAAUAUCUUGCGUGCCACGAUGAUGAUGACGCCCCUAUGAUUGAGCAAGGAAGCGAAUCGCCAAUGGAUUUGGACAUGAUUGAGCGAGAGGUAAGGCAAAAGAAUGACGUAUAUCUAAGGAAGUUAGAAACAACUCAGGCCAACUGA